Molecule: messenger RNA, 1701 nt
Organism: Exserohilum turcica Et28A
Lineage: Eukaryota; Fungi; Ascomycota; Dothideomycetes; Pleosporales; Pleosporaceae
Exons: 3
Coding region: 1-1701 (566 amino acids)
Source: RefSeq, a predicted model, not a curated record
AUGGCGCCCGAACCGACAGAGCAGCAGGACCACCAGGAAGAGCAGGCGGCGAACGCUACCAACGCCGACGCAGCGCAUCGCGAAGCCUACGACUAUUGGGGCUACCUGCUCAAGGAAGACAAAUGCGGCACCCCGAAACUGGAUCGCCUGCUGAAAGGCAUUGCAGACGUCAUUAGCCACAAGUUUGAGCCCAACGACUCGCCUGAUCUUACGCCCUCGCAAAUCGCCGCUUGGUACCGUAGUGUUGGCGGCGACUACGAUGUGUUAUUUAUGGAGACGCCGCCCUCUUCCAUCGCAUUCAUAUACCGUUCGUUGGGCGCAUUCCAUAGCCUGCAACCGGCGGCAGAUGAUGAUGGGUAUUCGAGCCCGACGAUACCAGCCUUGAAAAAGCAAGGGUUUGUAACAUGGCAGACGAUCCAGCUGCUGCUGGGGCCAGAAGAGCACGUACCGUUUCUGCAAAGAGCAGUAGAACUGGAUGACAUUCCGGACCCAGAGACUGGCACCUUUUUUCCCAAGAUUCUUCCCAAAGAAUGCUUUCCCGACAGGCCCGAUGACGCCAUGGAAGCAUGGUAUCAAAAUGUCGCUGCCAGACUUAAGAAGGAGGCAGAGGAAGAGGCGAGCCAAGGGAGCGCUGACGAGCCGAGACUGCGCAACUCUGCCGACUACGAGGCUUCAUCAGCGGACGAGAAGCACGGCGCAUACAGAUAUUUUGAAGACCCACUCUACCGCAGUGGGAGGCCGAGGCCUACUUUUAUGCGUCAUGUCAUGAAACAGCCCCCACGUGUUCUUGACGAUCGUGGCCGGGCAGUCACGUCAAGGGUGCGGCACAUGCUGAACCCGCUGAAUCCAUUUGCUAGUAAGAAAAGGAUGGUGCCAGGCCGGCACGAGAGCGAUAGCUACUCGGACGAAGACGCAACACCCAUGGCUGCCCCGCCCCAGACAGCACCCCGAUAUCGCGUGCACAAGCGCCCCAGUCCGCUGCGGCGCGAACCCUCGCUAUCUACGACCGACUUGGACUCGGACUCUGACCCAGACCACUCGCCUCGACGCCGUACCCCCAUACUACGUACGCACCGAUCUCACGAGGCGCCUAUAGCGCAGCAGGGCUACUUCCCCGCUCACCAGGAGGCGCGCCGAUAUUCGAACCAACACGAUUCGCUUCGACCCGAUGGACGCAGUUCUACGGCCACUUCGCCGCAGCCGGCUUAUCGACCGACGACAUCACCGCUGUUUGCGACCCAAGUGGCGCAGGCUCAACAGGAAGCGCGGAAAUACUAUGACCGCAGACCAGCCAUGCCCCCGCGUACGAGCUACAGGCCGGUGCCUGCGCCACACGGCGGGGUGCGAUGGAGUGGACCGGGCGUGCACCUGGUGAGCCCGCCUCGAGAUGCUGAACCGGCCUAUACGCGGGAGCGCGAUCACCACCGCGAGCGAGAAGGGCUUGACCCUGGGGUUGGCAGCAGCGGGCGGUCACACCGACGCCACUCUGAAGAUGUCGAGUAUCCGCGGGAGCGCGAGCGCGAGCGUGAGCGUGACAGUCGGACGCGGAGCCACGACCGGGCGCGAGACGACUGGGACGAUGUGGACUAUGUGCAUUCGAGAAAUGGCAGCCGGGAGAGGGAGAGGGAGAGGGAGAGACACCGGGACCCACGGGUGCAUAGUGUUAGGGGCCAGAUUGUGAGGCUCCUCAAAGAUCUGUGA